GCGGAGGAACACUCAUCAAUAAUUGUUAUAUUCUUGCUGCCAUUCACUGUUUUAAAAUUGGAAAGGAAAUAAAUAAAGUCUCACUUGGUGUUCACAAUACAACUGACAAGAAAGGAGUUGUAGUUUUCAAAACAGGACAAAAAGAUACAUUCACAUAUAAAAUACAUAAAGAUGCAAAAGCGACAAAUAACUGGAUGCCUGAUAUCGCACUGGUGAAACUUUCCCGCUGUGUGAAAUAUGUCCCAGGCAAGAUUGGCCCAAUAAGUUUGUCGACCAAAGUCCCAGCAAACGGAUGCAAUGUUACAGCUUAUGGUUGGGGAAAACACCUACCUGGUAAAAAGGGAAAAUAUCAGGAGACUUUAAAAAAGAGAUCAGAUACAAUUGAAGAUUGUAAAGCCAUGAAGGGAAUAUGUUCUGUGGUUGAACCUCAUAUUACAGGAGGUGGCGACUCAGGUGGACCAUGGAUAGCAAGUUCAAAGAAAAAUGGUAAGGACGAGCCAUGUCAGGUUGGAGUCCAUGAAUCAGGAAAACCAGGCAUUAACAGCAGAAUGAUGAAUAUAGCUCUAUAUGUUAAGUGGAUACAAGAUCAAAUAAAGGCUUGCCCUUGUCCCUGUAAAGCUACAAAGGUGAAGACAUGUGAGCCAGUAAAACCUGAAGGAAGCAAAGAUGAAGAAUCUACCACAGAAGAACCUAAAGGAUAUGAAGAGUCAUCCUGCCCUCUUGGAAAAAUAGAUGUCAUAUUUGCAUUUGAUGUAUCAGGCAGCAUUAGUAAAGAAUCUAAAGAAUCCAGCCGUACUGUGGCCAUUAAAACAGCAAAGAUGUUACAAGAGAAAGGAUGUGAUAUUCUAGUUGCUGCUGUCAUGUUCGACCAGGGUGCAAGAACCGAAAUUGAUCUGACCAAUAACAUUGCUGAACUGAACAACGCUGACCUAUCAACUGAGGUGAAAGGAAUAACAGCUACAUUUAAAAUUUUUGAUGAAGUCCGAGGAAAUAUACUCCAAGAUGGCAACAGAAAUGAUUCAGCGAAUUUCUUGGUUUUGUUUCAUGAUGGAAUCACUUAUUUUGGAUCAUGGAGAGGCAAGACUUUCUCAAAGGCAAGAAAUCUUGAACUGAAACACUGCACAGAUAUACUUGCAGUAAGAUUGAAGAACAAAAAGGAAAAAAAUGGCGAACAGGACCUGAAAAGAAUUGCCAGUUCAGAUCCUACAGUUAAUGAUGUGUUCCCAAGCAGUGGAGAUUAUCUAAGUGAACAAAACCAAGAGACUGUUACAGAGGAACUUGUGACAAGGAUGUUAACAUAUGAAGAUGAUGUUAUUCCUAUUUAGUCAUAUGUACUGCUGAAUAGUUUUGGAAAAAGACUUAAUAACUAUAAAUAACUACCAGUAAUUUUAACUCAUUUAAGACAUUGAGUAGAGUUUGGUACAAAGACGUUCAUCUUAUACAGUUGUUUGGGUUGCAAUUAAUUAUCAUACAUGUGUGUGGAUAAAAUUUAUCUUCAAGCUUAUUGUUUUACAUUAUGCACAUCUUAUUCAAGUAAAUAAACUACAAAUAAUUA
Molecule: messenger RNA, 1555 nt
Organism: Owenia fusiformis
Lineage: Eukaryota; Metazoa; Annelida; Polychaeta; Sabellida; Oweniidae
Source: the annotation of a GenBank genome assembly